Messenger RNA from Boeremia exigua, 2349 nucleotides. Its product is annotated as Gaa1-like protein. Bases 1 to 2349 code for a protein of 782 amino acids. Lineage: Eukaryota; Fungi; Ascomycota; Dothideomycetes; Pleosporales; Didymellaceae. Gene Ontology annotation, biological process: attachment of GPI anchor to protein. The transcript has 3 exons. Gene Ontology annotation, cellular component: membrane; GPI-anchor transamidase complex. The record is from RefSeq and is a predicted model, not a curated record.
AUGCCGCCGGGCAGCGUGCCAAAGGGCCCCGUGAACAGCGCGAGGGUGACCAGGGUGCCAAACUCGGCCUCGAAGCGCUCGAGCAGCGGGGCGAUGGCGACGAGGUUGAAGGCCAUGUGGAAGAAGUUGAGGUGCAUGAGCGGGAACAGAUUGAGGCGGUGCACUGGCGGGUCAGCUCUGCCAUGCACAUCCACUGUCUCCAUCCACGGUCUACAUACUCUGCGUGAGGUCCAUCUUAGCCGGCUCGAGCCGCGCAAACUCGCGCAGCCAUGGCAGCGGGAUGGCGGCGAUCCACAGGCCGACGAUGGCGAGCAGCAGCAGCCGCGUGGCCAGCGGCAGGCGCAGGAUGUAGGCGCGCAGGCGCACGGGGUUGAACUGCGUGUACGAAGCCAUGGGAGGUCCUCGAUCCUGGCGCUGCGGCGCGACGCCCGCGUCCUCCAACUCCCGCCGUACCUGUCGGCGCUGUGCAUUGCCGUCGGCAUUGCGUGGCUGCUGGUGCUGCCGCUGAACGACUACUCGCGCAACACGUACGUGUCGGAGAACGCGCUGCUGCCGGGCCAGGUGCACACGUACUUUGCCGGCAGCGAGCACAACGUCUUCCGCGCCUACCGCCAGGAGGUGUGGGCGCUGCGCGACGAGCCCGUGGAAGAACGCUCGCGCAAGCUGGGCGACGUGUUCCGCGCGAACAGCCUCAAGGUCGCCACGCAAAAGUACGCCUACCAUGUAUCGAACCGCACCGUCGCCGGCGAGAACGUCUACGCCAUCCUGCAGGGCCCGCGCGCCGACGCCACCGAGGCGCUCGUGCUGGUCGGUGCCUGGACGAACAUGGCGGGCGACAUCAACACGUCGGGAGUCGCGCUGGUGCUGACGCUGGCCCGCUACUUCAAGCGCUGGAGCCUGUGGAGCAAGGACAUCAUCUUCCUGGUGCCGGGCGACAGCACCACGGGCCCGCAGGCCUGGGUCGACGCCUACCACGACGCCCACGACCCGCGCUUCGUCGAGAGCCUGCCCCUCAAGAGCGGCGCGCUGCAGGCCGCCGUGGCCGUCGACUACCCCGCCGGGCCCUGGGGGCACCGCUACGACAAGCUGCACGUCAUGUACGACGGCCUGAACGGCCAGCUGCCGAACCUGGACCUGUUCAACACGGCCGUGCAGAUUGCGUCAAGCCAGAUGGGCAUCGGCUGCGCGAUCCAGCGCAUGUUCAACCACAACGACUCGUACCGCGAGCGCCUGCAGACGAUGCUGCGGGGGAUGCUGUCGCAGGGGCUGGGGCACGCGACGGGGCCGCACUCGUCGUUCAUCCCGUACCACGUCGACGCCAUCACGUUGAGCACGGUUGGCGAUGGCUGGCACGACGAGAUGACGCUGGGCAAGACGAUCGAGUCGCUGUUCCGCAGCCUGAACAACCUGCUCGAGCAUCUGCACCAGAGCUUCUUCUUCUACCUGCUGAUCCAGGCCAACCGCUUCAUCAGCAUUGGCACCUAUCUGCCGUCGGCCAUGCUGAUCGCCUUCAACUUUAGCAUCACGUCGAUUGCGCUGUGGGUCGCCAGCGGGCGCGCCGCGGUGCCCAAUCCGGCUGCGACCGCGCCGGAGACUGCAAAAGAUGCCAAGGACGACAUCAAGACUGAUACCAAGGACGGAAUCAAAGAUACCAAGGACGACAUAAAAAACGAUACCGAUAACGACACCAAGAACGACUCCGCCGCCACCACACCCGAAAUGCAGCUCGUCGAGCACAACGGCGCCAAAGCCCUCGUCCCCACCGCCCUGACCCACACCACCGAGCGCGCCCUCCUCUCCCCCCUCCUCCUCGUCCUCACCACGCACCUCCUCUCCCUCAUCCCCCUCUACCUCUACAACACCUGGGACGCCCUAAACCUGGGCCGUCUGCACAUCGCCGCCGCCAACAGCACGACCCUGGUGCCUCUCGGCGUGGCCUGGUUCCUAUCCGAGCUGCGCCCGCUGUCGCGCCAGGAAGCCACGCUGAUCCAGUCGCUCUCGCUGCUACUCCUCGGCAUGGCGCUCGCGGCCCUCGCGACGCUGAAUUUCUCGCAGUCGGUGCUGGUCGGCGUGCUGUGCGCGCCGCUGUCGUUCGUGCGCCGCACUGAUAAGAUGUGGCUCACUGUGCUGCAGCUGGGUGUCCUGGGCUUGCUGAAUCCGGUGCUGGUUGUGCAGUGGGGCGCGAGGCUGCUCGGUGCGGAUCUGCACGAGGUGCUGGUGCAGGCUGCGCUGGGCUGGGGGGUGAGUGGGCUGUGGACGCAGGUCACGGUGUGGUUGGUGUGGUUCCCGGCGUGGGUUGUGGGCGCGACGGUUGUGGCGGGGGGUGCGAUGGAGGGCGGGCUGGUGUAG